Molecule: messenger RNA, 327 nt
Organism: Dicrocoelium dendriticum
Lineage: Eukaryota; Metazoa; Platyhelminthes; Trematoda; Plagiorchiida; Dicrocoeliidae
Source: the annotation of a GenBank genome assembly
AUGGCUCCAUCGGACGUGGCAGGUUGGGGCAUUUUUAUUAAAGACGGUGCUGAGAAGAAUGAUUUCAUUUACGAAUAUUGCGGUGAGAUAAUCAGCCAGGAUGAAGCUGAUCGUCGGGGCAAGAUCUAUGAUAAGACAAUGAGCAGUUUUCUGUUUAAUUUAAACCGGGAUUUCGUGGUGGACGCGACUCGGAAAGGAAACAAAAUAAGAUUUGCCAACCACUCAGUCAACCCGAAUUGUCAUGCAAAGCAGCGAUGGCAACUGUCACCAAACUUCUUUGGUGCACUAAUUCUAUCUAUUUUGUCCGCUUCACUCGGUGACUCGUAG